This is a messenger RNA of Schistosoma margrebowiei, 846 nucleotides long. The record is from the annotation of a GenBank genome assembly. Lineage: Eukaryota; Metazoa; Platyhelminthes; Trematoda; Strigeidida; Schistosomatidae.
AUGAUUUUAUUGACAUUCUGUUUCUAUUUGACACUACAAUUGAAUCACAUUAGUGGACAACUGAAUGAACACACCAAUGUACAACAGAAUCAAACUAUCUCACAUAUUGUUUUAGAUGCAAAUGAAACUAAUCCGAUUGCCGAUAACAAUCAAUCAGAAAUGGAUGUUACGAAUCUAAUGGAAAAUCAAUUGGAUUCAUCAGAUAUUGACAUUGAAAGGAAAAGGAGGUCACAACAAACACAACUUAUCAUAGAUUUCAGUGGAAUAAAAGAAAAGAGAAUAGCGUUACAGAGACAAAUAUCGGAAGGAGAUGACAGAAUAUCAUCGAUUGUACAAAAUCAAGAGCAGCGUGCAAUAUCGAAAACACAAAGAAAUAUCAGUGAAUUUCAAGUAGAGCAACGACAAAAUAUAGAAGAAAAAUUGCUGAAAGAAAAAAAACAUCAAAGAACAAACCAACAUAACAAAAAUGAAGGAAUGAAGAAUAAAACUGAAGAGGAGAACACCAUUAAAACAACACUAACAAAAAUAAUGUACACAGAAAUCUCAUCUGAAAGACCAACAUCACAACCAGUUACCGAUGUCGCGCAACUCACAACAGAACAAUUACUCGACAACGCACAAGUCGUGCCCAACAUCACCACCUCCAUCAACACUGAGACUACACUCACCAAUGCACAAUCCACACAACCAUCAUCUGCAUCUCCAACAUCACAACCAGUUACCGAUGUCGCGCAACUCACAACAGAACAAUUACUCGACAACGCACAAGUCGUGCCCAACAUCACCACCUCCAUCAACACUGAGACUACACUCACCAAUGCUCAAUCUACACAACAGUCACCUUGA